ACUGAAUCUUCCACCACACAACACAUUAAUUCUUCAACUCGAUAUAUCUUUUCAGUCUCCAAUGGCUUCUUCCAAGCUCUUCUAUUUCAUGACAUUUUCAUAUCUCCUUCUUCUUCCCUCUCUAUCCUUUGCCGGCAGCAAUUCAUCCAGCCCAGUCUCACCAGGAACCGUUUGCAAGUCCACCCCGGAUCCUUCUUACUGCAAAUCUGUGCUCCCUUACAACCAGACUGCCAACGUCCAUGACUACGGCAGGUAUUCAGUCCGGAAAGCAUUGUCUGAAUCCCGCAAGUUUUUGAACAUGGUGGACAGUUAUCUAAACCACAAGUCCGCCUUGACAACAUCGGCGAUUCGGGCGCUCGAAGAUUGCCAGCUGCUUGCCGGGCUGAACAUGGAUUUCCUCUUAACCAGCUUCCAAACUGUUACCACGACGAAUCAAACUCUUUCUAGCUCGAAAGCAGAGGACAUCCAAACAUUGCUUAGUGCCAUUUUAACAAACCAGCAAACUUGUUUGGAUGGAUUGCAAGCCACGGCGUCGGCUUGGAGCAUAAAGAAGGGCCUCGCGGUCCCGCUUUCGAAUGGCACGAAGCUGUAUAGUGUCUCUCUAGCUCUCUUUACCAAGGGUUGGGUGCCUGAGAGAAAGAAAGCCACAUCGUGGCAGCCUACGAGGAAACAACGUGGUUUCCGACACGGACGCUUGCCCUUAAAAAUGUCUAGCCGGACGCGCGCCAUUUACGAGUCGGUGAGCAGGAGAAAGCUGCUUCAGUCCGGAAAUGAUGACGAGGUUUUGGUGUCUGACAUCGUGGUCGUGAGUCAAGAUGGAAGUGGAAACUUCAGCACCAUCAGUGACGCCAUAGCUGCAGCUCCAAACAAUUCUAAAUCCAGCGAUGGCUACUUCUUGAUCUAUGUCACGGCGGGUGUUUACCAAGAGUACGUGUCCAUUGCCAAGAACAAGAAGUAUUUGAUGAUGGUAGGAGAUGGUAUCAAUCAGACUAUUAUCACAGGCAACCGGAGCGUCGUUGAUGGCUGGACAACUUUCAAUUCAGCAACAUUUGCUGUGGUGGCGCCAGGGUUUGUGGCCGUGAACAUAACUAUCCGUAACACCGCCGGGGCAAUUAAGCACCAGGCCGUGGCGCUUCGAAGUGGUGCCGAUUUAUCUACAUUUUAUAGUUGUAGCUUUGAAGCGUACCAAGACACCUUAUACACACAUUCUCUCAGGCAGUUCUACAGAGAGUGUGACGUAUACGGCACCGUCGAUUUCAUAUUUGGUAACGCCGCAGUUGUUUUCCAAAAUUGCAACUUAUAUCCCCGGCUGCCGAUGAGCGGACAGUUCAACGCCAUCACAGCACAAGGUCGAACGGACCCAAAUCAGAACACUGGCACUUCAAUUCAGAAUUGUACUAUCAAGGCUGCCGACGAUCUGGCUUUGAGCAAUAGCACUGUUAAGACGUACUUGGGAAGGCCAUGGAAGGAGUAUUCUCGGACAAUUUACAUGCAGAGUUUCUUGGAUAGUUUGAUCAAUGCCGCAGGGUGGAUGGCGUGGGAUGGAGAUUUUGCGCUAAGCACGUUGUAUUACGCUGAGUAUAAUAACACGGGACCCGGAUCGAACACUACAAACAGAGUGGCAUGGCCUGGUUACCGUGUGAUUAAUUCGACCGAUGUUGGUAAUUUCACGGCUGCCAACUUCUUGCUCGUCGACGACUGGUUGCCUCAAACGGGAGUGCCCUACAGUGGUGGCUUAAUAUGAGCCAUUGCUUUUAUUUAUAUACUGUUCUUUCAUUUAUUUAUUUAUUUAAUUUCAUUCUCAAAUUGAAAUAGCAAUUAUAAGCA
This is a messenger RNA of Alnus glutinosa, 1827 nucleotides long. RefSeq names its product probable pectinesterase/pectinesterase inhibitor 7. The coding region runs from base 62 to 1744 and encodes 560 amino acids. The transcript has 2 exons. The record is from RefSeq and is a predicted model, not a curated record. Gene Ontology annotation, biological process: cell wall modification. Gene Ontology annotation, molecular function: pectinesterase activity; pectinesterase inhibitor activity. NCBI's taxonomy places the organism in Eukaryota, Viridiplantae, Streptophyta, Magnoliopsida, Fagales, Betulaceae.